CGCAUACUCCUUAAUUGACUUAAAUCUGUAAUUGACCUACUCUAGCACUGGUGUAUCCUUACCACUGAGUAAUAUUGGUAAUUCAGUUGUUUUAAAAUAUAUUAUUAAUAAUACAAAGCAAUCUGACAUAUCCACCAUAUUGCAGUUAUGCCAUUGUAAAUGUAGAACACUGUAAUCUACCAUCUCCAAUAAUCCAUUGAUUAGAGCACAUUAUGAAAGAAAUUUACAUGCAAGGGAUCCAUUUCAUAUUGCUGUUUGUUUAAAAGAAACAUAACAAACCACCACGAAUUGAAUUUUUAGCUAAAACUAGCUUCGUAUUCUGCAGUGUGCGGAUGUUUUCAGAACGCUGAAGCCCGCGUUUCAUGCUCCAGAACGGUAGGUGGCGGUAUGCACCUACAGGCGGCACCCAAAUCCGCCAUUAACGCCCAGAAAAAGGCCGACGUCGACGUUGCUGUAGCAACGCUUGUCGUUUCAGUCCCAACUCUGGUUCAAUGGCAAAAAUGAGUUCGGACACGCUUUGGGAGCUGGCAGCGGCGGAGGUCCAGAGGCAGCAGAGUGAAGCUGGAGAGGGUCCCGGAGGGGAGACGGUCUGUGAAAGGAGCGUGUUUCUGAUAGGGAGCAAAGCUGGGGGUAAAACGUCAAUUCUCCUCAGAUGUCUGGAGAGAGAUGAGCCACCAAAGCCGACUCUAGCACUGGAGUAUACAUUUGGCAGGAGGGCCAAAGGACACAACACACCCAAAGAUAUAGCCCACCUGUGGGAACUGGGAGGGGGAACUUUUCUCUCAGACCUCAUCCAGAUCCCCAUCACUCCGGACAGUAUAAGGUCUCUUUCUUUUGUGCUUGUUCUGGACCUGUCCAAACCCAACGCUCUGUGGGGAACCAUGGAGAAACUUCUGAAUGUAGCUCAAGCUCAUGUGGAAAAAGUCUUUUCUGAGGCGCAGAAGUCCAAACCUGGAGGCAAACGGCAGAAGGCUGCUCACCCAGCAGCUCGGGUCUUACCACAAGAUUACCCAGACAGAGAGCUGAUCAGUCCUUUUCCCGUUCCACUGCUCAUCAUCGGCAGCAAAUAUGACCUCUUUCAGGACUUUGACUCUGACGAGAAGAAAGUUAUUAGAAAAACCCUCCGUUUUCUUGCCCACUAUUACGCAGCCUCUCUGAUUUUCACAAGCAUUAAAUCAGAGAGCCUCAUGUCUAAAACCAAGAGCUUCUUCUCACAUCUGGCGUUUGGUCUGGACAGAGGGAAAACUGUGUCCUGUGACUCAAGUAAACCUCUUAUCAUCCCUGCUGGCUCUGACUCUUUCAGCCAAAUAGGGUCGCCUCCUUCAGCUGACAUCGACAUAACGUCUCUGCAUGCCAAAAACCCAAAGGAUCUGUGGAAGAAAUUGUACGAACGAGUCUUUCCCAGCGAGGUAGCAGCACACUUCUCUAUUUCAGCUCACAUACAAGAACAGAAAUGUUUUCAGCACAUGGGAACAAUCUUGUUUUCCCAGAGCCACAGUGAGCAGAGAGAGCUGAAGGAUCCAGCCAAAGACCCGCAGUACAGUGAGCCUCAAAUUGAUGCAAUGAGAGCACAGAAAGAUCAGGAGUUGGAGCAGUAUAAAAGAAAUGCAGCGAAGUCAUGGAAAGAACUGCAGCUGGAGGCAUAGGAGAUACAUUUGUUACAACACUUUAUUGUGUACAUAUCAUAAACAUUUAGCUGUAUUUAUUUAAAUUUUUUACAGGCUCUUUUCUUUCUUUGCAAUUCGUGCGUUAUUGGUUAAUAAUCGUUCAAUCUAUUGCUAUUAAAAUGAGUUUUCUAAAACCAAG
Messenger RNA from Poeciliopsis prolifica (blackstripe livebearer), 1806 nucleotides. It is a transcript of the gene dync2li1, whose product is annotated as dynein, cytoplasmic 2, light intermediate chain 1. Gene Ontology annotation, molecular function: dynein heavy chain binding. NCBI's taxonomy places the organism in Eukaryota, Metazoa, Chordata, Actinopteri, Cyprinodontiformes, Poeciliidae. Gene Ontology annotation, cellular component: axoneme; cytoplasmic dynein complex; ciliary basal body. The record is from RefSeq and is a predicted model, not a curated record. Gene Ontology annotation, biological process: intraciliary transport involved in cilium assembly; intraciliary retrograde transport. The coding region runs from base 492 to 1646 and encodes 384 amino acids. The transcript has 12 exons.